GUCUGGACUCGUCUGUGCAGUGAAAGGCUCGCCGCGUUGUUGAAACACCGCCUGAUUCUGAGAGAGAAAGUUUCUUUCUUCGCUUUCUCAAUUUGCAAUUUUAAGUACUUUCUAUUUAGACUUUUGUAAACAAAAGCACCCUAAAAGGCAUUAUAAUAAUAGUGCACGAAAGAAGUAAAUCUGAAGUAGAUUUAAUAGGAUGGCGUCUAAAUCAGGAAAGAAAAAGUCAAACGAUGAGCUAUUAGCUGGUUUCAAUGCCCUAAGAACGGAACAACGCCAAAUUGCAAACAAGAUUUACGAACUGGAGAGUGAAUUUCAGGAACACAAGAUCGUGAUCGAAGCUCUUAAAGAGACUGAACCAGAGAGAAAAUGUUUCCGCAUGAUAGGAGGUAUUUUGGUGGAAAGCAUAGUGAAGGAAGUUCUACCCAAUUUGAGCGAUAAUGCAAGCAGGAUGAAAGAUCUUUUGGAGAGUAUGAACAAACAACUUAUUGAAAAAGGAAAAGAAAUUUUAGAAUACAAGGAGAAACAUCCUGGAUGUUUCGUUAAUACAAGUGGAGUCCCUCCCAAAAUCUUGGAAGAAGAAGAACCUACCCAACCUGAAUCAUCGUCUAAGUCAACUGGAAUUUUAACUGGUGGAAAGACAUGAUGUUGUUAAAUUAAUAUCACAAAAGUCUGUUCUUGUUAAUUCUAAUAGUUAUAUGAUAUUACUUCUAUUCAAAAGCAGCGUCAAAAUAAUCAUUAAUACACUUAUUUUAAACCUAUUAAGAAGUACUCAUAUUUUAUACGCAAAAACAAACUUUAAGUUGUAGCUUUAGGCUCAAUGCAAAAAGUAUUUUGAAUACUUUUCAUAACACAUAACGCUUUCCUGUCUGUUAACAGAAACAAUAUGAAUCUGUAUACAUAACACAAAGUUCGAUUGACCCGACGUAUACACUACCAACCAAUUUGAACCAAUAAACCAACCAAAUUCAAGAACGGAAUAUUUUAUUUGCAUGCUAUAUUUAUAUAGAGUUGUAUGCAGUUGAAUAAACAUGUACGCGAUAUUCAA
Molecule: messenger RNA, 1048 nt
Organism: Folsomia candida
Lineage: Eukaryota; Metazoa; Arthropoda; Collembola; Entomobryomorpha; Isotomidae
Gene: Pfdn2
Product: prefoldin subunit 2
Exons: 5
Coding region: 200-646 (148 amino acids)
Biological process (GO): protein folding
Cellular component (GO): prefoldin complex; cytoplasm
Molecular function (GO): protein folding chaperone
Source: RefSeq, a predicted model, not a curated record